CAUAAAACGAAGAACUGUAAGUUAAUUUUUAUUGAACCUUAAAGUGAUAAACAUGGAUUCAAGAGUGCGGGCAAGUCCUGAGCAAUUGUCAACACUGCUUGAGUACAUGGAAAAUCAUGGUGACCUAGCUAGGCCUCUUGCUGGAGCUCAAGGUCGGUUAAGUUCAGACCGACAAUGGUCGGAACCUACAAAUAUUUUAAAUGCUGUUGGUGGUGGUGUCAACAAGACGAUAGACAAGUGGAAAAAAGAUAUAGCCUUUUAUAUUAAUGCUUGCGGGGUGGGAUAUACAAGUCUUUCUCACCGCCUCUGCCGCCAGCAUCAGAAACAUUUUGGAGAUCUUCGAGCCGCCAUCGUGGUCUCUUUUUGA
This is a messenger RNA of Pieris brassicae (large cabbage white), 367 nucleotides long. RefSeq lists its product as uncharacterized. The coding region runs from base 53 to 367 and encodes 104 amino acids. The record is from RefSeq and is a predicted model, not a curated record. The transcript is spliced from 3 exons. NCBI's taxonomy places the organism in Eukaryota, Metazoa, Arthropoda, Insecta, Lepidoptera, Pieridae.